Molecule: messenger RNA, 3222 nt
Organism: Vicia faba (fava bean)
Lineage: Eukaryota; Viridiplantae; Streptophyta; Magnoliopsida; Fabales; Fabaceae
Source: the annotation of a GenBank genome assembly
AUGGCAUUGGCUUGCAAUAACCUCCAAAGCGGCUGUUCAGCUAGUAUGAGAUGGAAAUAUGAUGUGUUUGUGAGCUUUAGAGGUGAAGACACCCGCAACAAUUUCACCGAUCACCUCUUUGGCGCUCUUCAUAAUAAAGGCAUUGUUUCCUUCAGAGAUGAUACAAAGCUCAAGAAAGGGGAACAUAUAUCAUCUGAACUUCUACAAGCUAUUCAAGGAUCCCGUAUUUUGAUUGUAAUCUUCUCAACAAACUAUGCUUCUUCCACGUGGUGCUUGCAAGAACUCGCAAAAAUUGCUCACUGCAUUCAAGUUCCAGGACAAUCUGUUCUACCUAUUUUCUAUGAUGUCAGUCCUUCUGAGGUACGAAAACAAACCGGAGAUUACGAAAAAGCCUUUCAAGAGCAUGAAGAAAAGUUCAAAGCAACUAAAGUGCAAAGAUGGAGGGGAGCCCUAAAACAAGUAGCCGAUCUCUCUGGUUGCGAUGUAAGGGAUAAGCCACAAUAUGCUGAGAUUGGAAAAAUUAUUAAAGAGGUAACAUGCUUAUUGGGAAACAAACCUUCAAUUUUACCUGCCGAUAUAGUUGGGAUGAACUCGCCAGUGGAAGAACUAGAAAACCUUCUGGUUUUGGACUCAGAUGAUGUUCGAGUUGUAGGGAUUUGUGGAAUGGGUGGAAUAGGGAAGACAACUCUUGCUACUGCCUUGUAUGCUAGAAUCUCCAAUCAAUUUGAUGCUUGCUGCUUUAUUCAUGAUGUAAGUAAAAUUUAUGGAGACCAUGGGCCAAUUGGAAUACAAAAGCAACUUCUUUGUCAAACUCUAAAUGAAGAAAAUCUUCAGAUAUCCAAUCUUUAUAUGGCAUCUAAUUUGAUUCGAACUAGGCUAUGUCAAAUAAAAUCCCUUGUUGUUCUUGAUAAUGUUGAUGAAGGUGAACAACUGGAUAAAUUGUUGAUGAAAACAGAAUGGCUAGGCACAGGGAGUAGAAUAAUCAUUAUUUCUAGAGAUGGGCAUAUCUUGAGAGAGCAUGGAGUAGAUGAAGUAUACAGAGUUCGACUCUUGGAUCGUAAAGAUGCCCUGCAAUUGUUUUGUAGGAAAGCUUUCAAAAGUGAUGAUAUCAUGAGCGGUUACAUAUACUUGACAUAUGAUGUGCUAAACUAUGUUGGUGGCCUUCCACUAGCAAUUAAAGUGUUGGGCUCAUUUCUAUAUGGCCGAGAUGUCUCUGAGUGGAGAAGUGCAUUGUCAAGAUUAAGAGAUAAUCCAAGGAUAGAUAUUAUGAAUGUACUCCGAAUGAGUUUUGAUGGAUUAGAGGAUACAGAAAAGGAUAUAUUUCUAGAUAUUGCUUGUUUCUUUAAUAGAUACAGCGAGACACGCCUGAAGAAAAUUUUAGAUUUCCGUGGAUUUCAUCCUGAAAUUGGUUUAAGAGUUCUCAUUGAUAAAUCGUUCAUAACCCGUGAGAAGCAGAUAAUUUGUAUGCAUGAUUUGUUAAGAGAACUGGGAAAGAGUAUCAUUAGAGAAAUAUCACCCAAAGAACCAAGAAAGUGGAACAGGUUGUGGGACUACAAGGAUGUCCACAAUGUUAUCUCAGAAAACAUGGCAACAGAAAACCUUGAAGCCAUAGUUAUGCAGUAUGAUUCAGAAAAUUGUAAAGAAAUACAAAAGAUAACAUUGAGAGCCGAAGCUUUAGCAAAAAUGAGUCGCCUUAAAUUGCUCAAGCUGAUGAUGUUCAAUUUCUCAGGAAAUGUCAAUUUUCUUUCAAGUGAAUUGGGGUAUCUGUAUUGGGAUAGAUAUCAUGUCUCUAGUUUACCAUCAAGUUUUCAGCCCUAUAAACUUGUUGAAUUGGUCCUACGACACAGCAACAUUAAGAAACUAUGGGAGGGCACAAAGAAUCUACCUAACUUGACACUUAUUGAUCUCUCUCACUCAAAAAAUCUUAUUAUGAUGCCAAAUUUUGAGGACAUUCCAAAUCUUGAGAGGCUCGAUCUUGAAGGAUGUAUAAAACUCGUGAAGAUUGAUCCAUCUAUUGGUACCUUAAGAAGGCUUUCCAGAUUAAAUUUGAAAAAUUGUAUAAAUCUGAUCAGUAUUCCUAACAACAUUUUUGGUCUGAAUUCUCUUGAAGAUCUAAGUCUCUCAGGUUGUCCAAAUUUAUUUAAUAAUAAGUUGUUAGAAUUACAAAGACAAAUAGGAAAACCGGAGAUGCUUGAUAACAAGGGAAGUAUUACUCAAUACCAAACAAAAUCCUUCAUCUACAAAUUUCUAGAGCCGCACUUUCGAUUUUUGUUUUUCCGAAAACCUCAAGAUUCAGUUGGUUUACUGUUGCCUUCAUUGUCUUGUUUGUCACGUUUGCAAUAUCUUGACCUGAGUUUCUGCAAUCUUCUUCAAACCCCUUAUGCAAUUGGGUUGUUACAUUGCUUAGAAACCCUAUAUUUGGGGGGUAACAAUUUUGUGACACUGCCUUCUAGCAUCAAGGAACUUUCCAAACUUAGAAAAUUAAACUUGGAGCACUGUAAGCAGCUGAAAUAUUUGCCUGAGCUCCCAUCAAAGAAUGUCUUGUCAGUAAGAAGAACAGCAUUUUCUUACCAUGAUGCUGAAUUUAAUAUUUUUGACUGCCCGAGUUUAAUUGAUAUUGAAUGCUGUUAUGGAAUGGCUUUUUCUUGGAUGAUACGACUCCUUCAGGUGCACAUGCAAUCCGAGAUCCCAAUGGAAGAGAUUAAAAUUGUUAUUCCCCAAACUGAAAUUCCAAAGUGGUUCAACAAACAAAAUGUAGGUAGUUCAAUGAGCAUCGAUCCAUCACCCUUUAUGCAUGACAAGAAUUGGAUAGGCGUUGCUUGCUGCUUAACAUUUGUAGCACAUGAUGAUCCAACUAAGUUAGGUAGACAAGAACCUUAUGUGUUAGGCUUUGGUUUUCAUAGUAAACAGCAUGGCCGUGGGAUCUAUUCAGAUAUCCCCAUACGUCUUGGAAAAGAUCUGGUCACAGUUGAAUUAGACCACUUGUUUCUAACCUUUUUCAGUAGGGAGAGAGUUAUUCGUAGCAUGUGCUCUAUAACAGAGGGAUUGCAUGAUGAUUUUAGUGGUAUUGAAUUAACAGCUUUAGUUUUGCACCCCCUUGGUUUGCUCUUGGAAGUAAAAAAUUGUGGUUAUCGUUGGAUAUUUAAGGAGGAUUUGGAACAAUUAAACCAACAAAGGAGGUACACCGGAAGUGGAAAUUCCUCACUUCAGCCAUAUUAUUGA